This is a messenger RNA of Aphidius gifuensis, 940 nucleotides long. RefSeq lists its product as uncharacterized. The coding region runs from base 11 to 925 and encodes 304 amino acids. The transcript is spliced from 4 exons. Lineage: Eukaryota; Metazoa; Arthropoda; Insecta; Hymenoptera; Braconidae. The record is from RefSeq and is a predicted model, not a curated record.
AGUUGUCCAGAUGGAUAAUACAAAAAAAACAAGACAUUUUAACAGGCCAAAGUUCAUUGAUGAAGAUGAGAGACUUUUGGAUUUUAUGUGGAAAAUAUUUCAAUGGAAUCCAGAGUGGUUGGAUGAUCCAAAAUAUGAAAAAGAACCACCACCAAUUUUUGAAGAAGAGAGAAGUGUCAUAUCAACAUCAUUAUUUUAUGAAAAUUUUGAAGAUUACUAUCGUGCAAUGGAACCAUUAAUGCUACUUGAAUUUUUUCAUAUUUUAAAAAGAGAUGCAAAUGAUGAUUUUUCUGAUCAUAAAGAAAAAAAAACUAAAAAUAUAUCUGGACAAAUUCAUGGCUGUCAUGGGACAGUUAUAAAUAAAUCAAAAAAUGAACAACAAAAAUAUAAAAGAGUACAACGUUUUAUUUUAGAAACUGAAGUACCUAAAUCAAUUGAAGGAACAUUUCCAAUUAGAGGUGAAUUAGUUAGAUUAAAAUAUAACAAUGAUCAAGAAAUAUUGGGCUACAUUGAAGAUCUUUCACGUAUCACAUUGUCAUCAUCAUCAUCAACUGGUGUUAGAUGUUGUCAAGUAUCAACAUGCUCUGGUUGUUUAUUGAAAUUAAUUUUUCAAAUACGUACAAAAGACGUAGCGAUACCAAACUCCUAUAAAAGUACAAUGCACUUAACAACUGUAACAUCAAUGGGACAAUAUUUACGCUUAAUACGUGCACUUGAAGAUCUCCCAGGUUCACAAUUAUUUAAAUCAAUAUUAAAGCCAAAUUGUGAAGAUUAUUUAAUGUCAGAAGCAAAUGUAUCAACAAUAUUACCAUUAAUAACAAAUCAAAAUUUAAAUAAAACACAACUUGAAAUAAUUGCUGGUGUUGUUGAAACAAUAAAAAAAAAAAAAAAUAUGUCUCGUACAAGGACCACCUGGUUGUGGUAAAACAACAACAAUUGU